UCCGAUAAAGUAAUGGCAAAACCACUUGGACUAUAAAAGACAACAAAUCAUAUUCCUCCGGAGUAUAUACACCCAGUUGUCCACCCAAUGAGUUCCUAUUUUGUUAACUCAACUUUUCCCGUGUCUCUACCGGGAGGACAAGACUCUCUCCUGGGUCAGAUACCGUUAUAUUCCUCGGGAUACACCGAUCCGUUAAGACACUACUCCAACGCGGCUACAUAUGGAGCAGCCAACAUGCAGGAGAAGGUUUACCCGGGGUCCUACUACCAGCAGACGGGCGCAGCGGCCGCGGCCAUCUACGGCCGGGCCGGCGGCGGAGCUACCUGCGACUACAACCCGGUCGGGACCUUCUACAAGGACACGGAGGGCUCGUGCGCUUUCUCGAGCCGCGAGGACCAGCCGCUGUUUGUCACUCAGGAGCAUCAGCAGCGCAAAGCGGAGUGCCCGGAGCAGACUGUCAGUAUGAGCAGCAGCAUGGACGACAAGUCCUCCACUCUGAUCUACCCGUGGAUGCAGAGGAUGAACGCCUGCUCCGCCGAUACACCACUACAGAUUUUGAGUGCAAUUUCAGGCCCAUUUGGCACCAGUGGCCGCAGGGGCCGACAGACCUACACCCGCUACCAGACUCUGGAGCUGGAAAAGGAGUUCCACUUUAACCGCUACCUGACCAGGAGGCGCCGGAUAGAGAUCUCUCACGCCCUGUGUCUGACGGAGAGACAGAUCAAAAUCUGGUUUCAGAACCGCAGGAUGAAGUGGAAAAAGGAGAACAAACUCCUCAAUCCCUCGAAGACACCCGAGGAGGAGGAGCAGGCGGAGAAAAAGAGCUAAAAGGACAGAAAGGCAUGCGUGUGUUCGUGUGCACACUCCCCAAAUAAAAUGUAUGAUUUCUCUGUAAAGUGCUGCAGAUCACAUGUUAGACAUAUAAAGUAUCUGCACGGUGAUAACGUCUGCAUUAGAUUAAAACCACGUCCUCCACCGUUUGUCCUUGUGUUCGUGUGUUUCUUUAGAGGACUAUGCAAAAUCUGCCAAAUUGUAAAUAACGUCGUGUUGUUUCUGAACAUGUUACCUCAUUCUCGUAGGUCUACUGAGUUGUAUUCUUCUAGUUUGUCCUCCUGAACUGAAACGAGGCGGUGUCUUUCACUGUGCAUCUUGUGCUGUGCUUGUUCUAUAUUAGUCUGGGCUUGUUGUUUACAGCUGUGCCAUCGACACUCACAUUUGUACAGAUGAGAAAUAUUACAUGUUAUUUAUUGUUGUUCACCUGUGUUCAAUGCACAUCUGGAUAUUGUGUGCAAUAUUUUGUGUAGGAAAUUGUACAUAAAAAAAUAAAGGCUUUUUGAUGUAGAUUGGAAAAUGUCGCGGGGUCUUUUGUGCUGAAUAAAUAACUAUCAUCAUCGUUAUUUUUAGUUCUCAC
This is a messenger RNA of Monopterus albus (swamp eel), 1411 nucleotides long. It is a transcript of the gene hoxb6b, whose product is annotated as homeobox B6b. Gene Ontology annotation, biological process: regulation of transcription by RNA polymerase II; anterior/posterior pattern specification. Gene Ontology annotation, cellular component: nucleus. The record is from RefSeq and is a predicted model, not a curated record. Gene Ontology annotation, molecular function: DNA-binding transcription factor activity, RNA polymerase II-specific; RNA polymerase II cis-regulatory region sequence-specific DNA binding. The transcript is spliced from 3 exons. The coding region runs from base 88 to 828 and encodes 246 amino acids. Lineage: Eukaryota; Metazoa; Chordata; Actinopteri; Synbranchiformes; Synbranchidae.